AUUCAUCCCCACCAAUCUUGGAGUGCUUUGGAGCAACAGUGGUGAAACUAUCGAAGUUUAACAUUAUGUGUUUUCAGGUGGUUGGAUAAAAGAUGUUUUGCCUGGUUUUAUCAACUAAAAAUGCAUCCCUGCUGAACCCUGGAUGCCACUAACUGUAGAAGAUGGAUAACAAAAGUGAUGUCGUCCCCAUAGAGAGGACCUCUACAAAGUGGGGGUCUGUCACCAUGAUGGAUAGAGGGGAUGCCCCAGCCCAGGUGGUCAUCGAGAAGACACUCAAAGCCCAGUCGGAGCGACGGACAGAGGAGACCAAAGAACAACUGGUUAAGAUCACUGACAGAGUUGAACAGGCAAUGGCAGCUUUUGAACUGGAUGAGAAGUUAAUGAAUGACAACAAGGCUGCAUUCUUUGUUCCUGACUUGAUUGAGCUUGAGAAGAUCAUCAAGGACACGAUACUGAAGAGGAAGUACCAGCAAGAAGUGACCAUCUUCAUUGUGGGAUACGAGACCAAGAACGGACAGCGACUGAAACUACUAUCACAGAUCAAUGAUUUUUUCAGCACCUACAUCAACAGCAUAGAUGAAGAAGAGAUCACGCCGAAACCAGCCGUUGAGAACGAGAUGGAAGAGAUUUCAACCAGGGUCCAGGAAGCUAUGGACACUGCAUCCAGUGCUGCCCAGAGGCUGAACGACAUCGGGACAGACUUAUUCAACUUUGUAGAAAAGUUACAUGGAGGGAAAGCUGCGUCAAAGAGUAAGAAGAAGUUGGAGAAAGCUCUGAUGCAAGCCAAAGAUGACAUCAUGAACCUGACAGAGAAACUCAUGGGAGCCCAAACAGAAAUUGAAGAGAAGGAGGACCAGAUGACUAAACUGUACAAGCAGAUUGAUGUGAAGAACCUUGAAGUUAUGAAGUACAAGAAUAAUGCUGAGACAGCUAAGAAAAAUCUUGGCCAAGUUGAGGACCUGAAGCUUCAGAUUCAGGAGAAGCAGGAAGAGAUUGAUAAACUUCAUCGCUCGAUGGCAGACCGUGACCUCAGCAUGCAACAGAUGGAGCAGUCUAGAGAGACCACGCUGGUCAAACUACGGGCUGCUGGUGGUGAGAACGAGAAGAGACAACACACAAUCGACAAACUUCAGUCAAAGGUAUCAACGCUCCAAGUGCAGUUGGAAGAGUCCAGAAACGAUCUCCAGCGGCAUCAUGAGUCGACCAUCGUCUCUCUCAAACAUCAGCACAAUGGUCAGAUUGAGGCAGUGAAAGCAGAGUACCAGCAGAAGAUUGAUAAACUAGAGGAGGAGUUAGCGAAUAAAGUGAAGCACUGGGCGCCAGAAUCAGACGACGAAUCAGAGAAGCCUAGCUUCAGCAGAAGGUCCAGUCAGCUGGACCUAGCUAGCCGCAAAUCCAAUCGGUUGAAAGAUGAUAAGAGUGUCCCGCCCAGUCGGCAGUCAUCAAACAUCCAUAAGAAAGUGGACUCUUUGAGCCGACAGAGUAGUAUUACAACACCAGCUCAGGAAACGUCCAAACCAACUCCAACUCCAGACACGCCUAAAUCUCAGAAGUCAGACACGUCUAAGGGGUCGAAGCCCAAUACACCUAAAGCUACCGAUAGUACCGACUCCGCUGCCAAGGUGGCCACGCCCAAGAAAGCCGGCCGUAACAAGUCCAACCUGGAGCCCGUCCAUGAGGUGCCCUUCGAGGAGAAGAUUCCAAUCGAAGAUGAGGGACGAUGGGAGAAAGUUCCUCAGGAGAAGCUUCCUUCAGCCUUUAAGCAGUACCGAAAAGAGGCUCUGUUCAUCGUUCAGGGUCUCCAGAAUGAAGUCAAAGUAGUGAAGGAAGACAACCACAAGAAGGUGACCCUACUCCGAACUCAGGUCAAAGAGAAAGAGGAUCAGUUUGAAAUGGAGAAAAACCUGCUGGUUCAGAAAGUUAGUAUUGUUGAGAAACAGAAGAUAGCGGCUGAAAAAGAGGCAGAUGAGGCCAUGGCUCAGCUGGAGAACUUUGUCAAGGAGCAAGGGCAGAUGGCCAAGAUAUCGGAAGAAGAAUCCAAAGAGAAGAAGCUGAAGAAGCUCACUCCAGAGCAGCGCCUGAAAUACUUCGGUCCUGAGAAAUCCAACCUUUCUGUCGACACCAAAGAACCUGUGACGGACAAUAAGGAAGCUGCUCAGAACGGAAAGGCCACCACCGGCUUAAGCAAUCAGGAGCAACUUGUUACGGACGGGGAGGAGCCUAAUGGUGAGCCCCCACCCGCUCAGGCCCCGCCCACAGAAGGAGCCCCUCCCAUUAUUGAGGAGGAGCUUCCCACCAUCGAGGCAACCGAUCAUGAAAUGCAGACCACCCCCGUGGUGCAAGUGGGACGGUCCCAGCAGACGUCUCGCAGGGAGACGCGUGGGCACCAAGAAAUUGUAGAUCGUCUUAUGGCAACAGGUCGUCUGAAAUCUCGUCGGAGAGUCACGGAGUCUCUGCCGUCAGAAAUCGAAUCGGACCCUGAAGAGUGGGAGAAGAAACUCCUCACAGACACUGAAACCCAGACAGACCCCUGGAUAGCACCUAACCCCAACCCGCCCAGUCAACAUGACUCCCCACCUCACAGGAACCCAGCCACCACGCCCGAAGAGGGUGCCAUCGGGAACGCCCGGCCCCUAAGUCGGGAGUCCGACUUCGAUGCUGACGUAGAGUCGGACGCGUUCAGCGAGCGCUCCCUUGCGAUGCAUCUGAACCGCGUGCUGCAGGACUUGACUCUGUCCGAUGAAGGUGAAGAGGACGAAGGGCGCCCUCAGUCAUCAACAAGUCAACGCUCCCUCUACGAGAAGUACCGCGCUCAACUGGAGCAAAAGAAGGCAGAGAUUGUAGAGCGGCGAUCCCGAGCCACCUCCAUGCAUGGCUCUUUACUGAGUGCCAAAAGUGAGAGGCUGGGUUCCAGACCGAGGAGUAACUUGACGACAUCAUCAGGGGAUAUACCAUUUCCGGAUGAGGUGGACAAAAUGGACAUGGCCACGUCGCCGGUUGCCUUCUCAGUCUCAAGCAGGUCAUCAAAGCAAUCAGUGGAUUCAGUUGCAGAUCAUCCGAUCACCCAGGAUUAUCUCAAGGCUUAUCAGAUUAUCAUGGACUUUAAGGAUUCUCUCAUCAAAGUACUUACAGAUAAAGAUCUACUAGCGGCUGCAGACAGACUAUCUGACAUUGGCCAGUUGACCUUUGACCGGGACCUGAAUGUUCAGAACCAGGUGUUUGAAAUGACUACCAGUAUACAUAGCUUUUUGAAAGAGGCAGCUAGCAUCAUCAACAGCUACCUGUAUAAUGAUCAGGAGCCUGCUGUAUCCUCUCUCAUCACCCAGGGAGAUGCCUCUAAGGCCAUGAGCUUCCAGAAAGAGAACACAGAUGAGAAACUGAGCAUGGAGAGAGAGAUGACCAACACCUUGACGGCCGAGACUGACCCAGAGGUCAGGGAAAUCAGAGAGAACUAUGAAAACAUGAAAUCAAAUCUGGACCAGCAAAAGAAAGAUUACGAAGACAAACUCAACAACAAUGCGAUCAUGAUGAUGGAGUUACAAGACACCAUUCAGGAGUUACAACACGAGUUGUCUGCUUUCGGAUCUCCAACCAAACCCUACUCAGCUAUGUCUGGAUUCUCCAGCCGGUUUGACCCUAAGACAGAACCAAUGAUAACCUUCUCAAGAAUGGACUCGGAGAGGAACCAGAAAGCACUCAAGAGGGCCGUCAAUGCACAGAGGUUGGAACCAGAGUACUAUAACGAAGUAGUACAAGCCAUGGACCAGUACACAGUAUUACCUGCAAAACGUCUGGUACACCUCGCCAAGAAGUAUGCACAUCAUACGCAUAUGAAGCACAUCGAAGAGAAUGUGAGACAGAGUAACUCAUUGGAUGAAGAGGUGUAUACAUUACUUGAGAGGAUGGAGGCAUUACAGAGCCUGAGGGCACAGCGCUGGGGAGAGCAGAUGGACGCCUUGUCGUCAGAGCGUCUUCAUCUGGCCCACAUGCUGAUGGAAGCACUGCAACGAGUCGAAGAAGAAUCGGGCAUCUUCAUGAUUAAACCUAUACUAUCAUGGAGAGGCAGGAACCAGAUACCACUCUACCAGCAGAGUAGAAUCAGUGAAAGUUAUCGACCGCACAAGACCUUCCUGAAACCGAUCCCUCCAAUGCGUGACGGUACCCCGCUUAACAUGGUACCAGCUCCCACUCCAGCAUCACAACAUCCCAUCAAAAGUGCAGCAACAAGACCUAGAACACAGGAACCACCAGUGGAAACAACUCCUGCUCCAGUGGAUGAGUCAAACGAUGUCCCAGUCAAAGGGUCCAGCAUUCAGCUGGUUGGUCCCCAGUCCCAGCCCAUGUGGGCAAUGUCCAACUCGUUCACCAGGCCUGGGGCAGACGGUGACACGGCAAAGGACCGUUUCGCCAAGAUCACCACGCCCCGUAUCCUGGAGCUGGAUGUUAACCGGAUGCUGAUUGGUCAGAAUACAGUCAGUGCUUUGACGAAGCCGUUUAUAAGCAAUGAUAGAUUGGUGAAUGCAUCCAAUGCCAGUGUCCGAUCCUACAUGAGCAUUGAUCGCCCGUCAGCAAAUCCAGCACAGAAUAGAGGACGACCCAACUCAACAGGUACCGAAGGAGCCAGGCAAUCACCGUCAGUCCUCGCUGUAAAGACUCCAAACAGUGCUGGGUCCCGUCACAGCAGAACACGCAGCGAGGGAGCCCUUUCCCUAAGCCAGCCUCUUCCACCAAUCAAAGUACCCCUCAAUAAUGACCUCGAGGGAAGCAGACCAGGGACGACAGGGUCAGUGGGUUCUUCCAUUCACAGAAGAGAUCUAUCGAGGCCGGUCACUCACCCUUCACCUCCCCGUACUCCUCCCGGAUCUUCCAUCCGACAAUCUCCGCCUUUCAUGAACGCCGUCGAUCUGGACGAGAAACAAGACGAGGACGAUGACGCGGGAUCGACUGGUCAUGUGACUAAAAUCUCAAUGCGAUCGGCGUCGCAGUCAACCGAGCGAAGUUUCACGCCGGAUAGAGAAACAUGACAGAGUCCUCAGACAACUCAUUCAUAGAUGUCAGAACUUCGCUUGCAAUAGAUUUUGACCAAUUAUUUCAUGUGAAAAAAAUAAUUAUAACAUGCAGUCCUUAUUUUUAUUCCUAUUGGGAGAGCAUUGGUUUAAGUGUCUCGCUGUAGAGACACGAAUGCCAUGACUCGGACCCAAACACUCUGGUUACACCAGAACUUGAGUCUGGUAGCCUAGAACAAAUCACUCUCAAAUUAAGCCAAGAAAUUCUAACAUUAUUCCAAUUUAUUUUAAUUCUUAAAUAUCUGGAUAAUAGCCUUCUUUACAUAAUGCAAAUAGUAUAUAGCCACAUGUAAAUUUUGUUUUGUAAAAAAAAGUUGCAACUCGUUCACUAUUUCCUCUUCCAGUUCCACGCAAUCUUGUGGAGCCCUAAAACCAUAUCCCGGGGUAUUUCCCUGUCUGGUUAGGUCUGCCCUAACAAAAAACAAUUUCCUUCUAAAUUAUCUAGUGUAUUGCAGUGCCCAAAACACACCCAUCAGAUUGCUGGCCCAAGUACAUUGUAAGCCAGACAUUUCAGAAACACCAUAACCAUCUAUAUACCUUGUUAAGUUCAAUACAAGUUGAAUCUUUACCAUUGUUGUGCACUUAAAACACUUUUAAAUUAAACCUUUAAAGACACUAUUGGUAAUUGUCAAAGACUAGACUUCACACUUGGUGUAUCUCAACAUAUGCAUAAAAUAACAAACCUGUGAAAAUUUGAGCUCAAACUGUCGUCAAUCUGGCGCACAAUGGUCACACGAAGUUGUGAGCUUACAGAUACUUGAUUUCGAGACCUCAAAUUCUAAAUCUUUUCUAAUUCUUAAAUCUAAUUCUGGAAAGUUACUUUUUUUCCCGAAAACUAUGUCGCAUCAGAGGGAGCCGUUUCUCACAAUGUUUUAUACCAUCAACCUCU
This is a messenger RNA of Asterias rubens (European starfish), 5955 nucleotides long. Its product is annotated as golgin subfamily B member 1-like. NCBI's taxonomy places the organism in Eukaryota, Metazoa, Echinodermata, Asteroidea, Forcipulatida, Asteriidae. The transcript has 37 exons. The record is from RefSeq and is a predicted model, not a curated record. Bases 162 to 5024 code for a protein of 1620 amino acids.